Pristis pectinata (smalltooth sawfish) is the source of this 1757-nucleotide messenger RNA. Its product is annotated as protein phosphatase 1 regulatory subunit 15B-like. Lineage: Eukaryota; Metazoa; Chordata; Chondrichthyes; Rhinopristiformes; Pristidae. The transcript has 3 exons. Gene Ontology annotation, molecular function: protein phosphatase regulator activity. Gene Ontology annotation, cellular component: endoplasmic reticulum; protein phosphatase type 1 complex. The record is from RefSeq and is a predicted model, not a curated record. The coding region runs from base 80 to 1447 and encodes 455 amino acids. Gene Ontology annotation, biological process: response to endoplasmic reticulum stress.
UCGCAGACACUCACAGGCCGGACAGGAGAGAAGAUGAACACGGGAUCCCGGGAGAGCGGCACCGACAGAGCGGGAGGCGAUGGGCAGAAGCACCGUGAGAUCAGAAACACUCGCAAUGGGCGGAGGCCGCUGGACGGGGGCUGAUCGCAGCAGCAGUUAUUCUGGGCACCUUGGCAUGGAGAUGCUUAAAAUGGUUCCAUCUUCACCCUACGAUGGACCUUCCCUGGAGAAGGACUACCUUCUGCUGUGGAUUUCUGGUGUGUGGUGGAAACUUUUGGAGGUCUGCCUGUUCCUGCUCAAGGAACUCUUUUCCACAAGCAGUGUGCAUUAUGGGCUAACAGAAAUGAUGAGGAAGAGAAACAUUUACCACCAACCACACUGCCAGGUGGGCAACACCAUGGGGAAUAAGGACAUGGAAUUAAAAUGCAACAGGAAUUGUCUGGGCCCAUUGCAGUGCAGUGCUGGUGUUCACCCUGAUUUGCUGCCCCAUUACAUUCUACCUGGAGACAACUUGCCAGUGGCUAAAGGGAAAUCAUCAGCUGGAAGUGACUGCCAGAUGGAUACUCUGCUUGAAAGCCAAAGUGAAAUGACAUUCAGUUGUACAAAUCCACUCAUUCUCGCCAUGAUCCAGCCAGACAUGGAAGAGAAUGCCCAGUCACUGGACUGGGAAGAUGAACAACUUCCUUCUGAUUGGCUUAGUGACUCAGAGGAGAACAUAGAUGAUGCAGAGUCCAGUGACUGGUCCACUGAUGAUGAUUCAUGUGAUGAAAGUGACUCUCAUCUAUGGGACUCCUUUUUUCAAAAUGACCCCUACAAUCCUUUGAAUUUUUCAGCAGCUACUGGGCAACGAGACCUGACUUGCAAGACUGAUACAUAUGAAGAGGAUUCUUCCAUGGUUCAGUUUGAAUCUGAAGAGUCUGACCAGAUGUGGGACUCGUUCUUUCAAAACACUGAUCCUUUAAACCCAUCGAACUUCUCUGCUUGCACCACCACCUGUGCAUCCAGUAACCAAGGAGUGAAGGAAGGAGCCUGCAGCACUGAGCUGUCAAAGGAAGGACUAUCAGAGACCCCUGGUCUGUGCUUCAACACUGACCUCUCUAAUGGCAUGGAGCAGCCUGCACCAACCUCGAAGCAAGAAAGCAGUGAGAACCAGAGAACGGUCAAAAAGGUCCGAUUCUGUCCUGUGGUUGAAGUUCACCGGAUGAUUGUGUGGGAUUUUGCCUAUCGAGCUGCUCGUAAGGGUCCCUGGGAACAGCAUGCACGAGAUCGAAGUAGGUUCCAGCGUCGCAUUGCUGAUACUGAGGCAGCAAUUGGCUUCUGUUUGGAUCAGGAGCACAGGUGUGCUGUGUGGACAAAGCUUUAUGGCAAUUCAACUGCAAGAGUCAGUUCAGACCCUGAGCUGGGAUACACAGACGAGCACAUCUGGGGAACAAAAACACAAUGCUGACAAAGGCCCUCCCACAAAUGAGGCCCUGACCUGAGUGUUUGCAGCACUCUGUUUUUGCUUUGGAUUUUCAGUAUCUGCAGUCUUUUAAUCUUCACUUCUGGCAGGCAGCCAUCUGCACUUCCAUUCUAGUGCUCACUGAGAUUGUAAAAAUUGCAAUGAAGGCAGUCCCAUUAUUGGGCCUUUAGUUGUUUCUUUUGGUUUGGGUGUGGAGUCUGGAUUUGAAACUUAACCCCUACCAAGUUUGUGCAAUGUAGAAAUUUGUAUUUGCCUAGAAUUUUAUUCUUAUUGUUUAAUAAAGCAUUAUUCCUGA